Messenger RNA from Hydatigera taeniaeformis, 4050 nucleotides. NCBI's taxonomy places the organism in Eukaryota, Metazoa, Platyhelminthes, Cestoda, Cyclophyllidea, Taeniidae. The record is from the annotation of a GenBank genome assembly.
AUUGUAUCUUUAGCUGACACUUUUGUAAAAUUACUGGAGAAUGAAGGUGUGUCAACGCUCUGUAUCGAUGUACCAGGUAAAUCGGUUUUGCCGAUGAAUGAGACCCUCUCAAUCGUGUUACUACACUGCCCAGACAUUAAGCUAUUAAUGAAUAAAGAAGAGAUGAGUCCAAGCCUUUUGGACUUUCUGACAAUUCGAGUUCCACAGCAUCUCCACGCACAAGACCGCCUUUCACCCAGUCGUCAAAUUCUACAUCAGAAAGCUAGCAUUGGCAACCUUCUAGCCUUACUAUCAUCUAUCAGUGAGAGCAGCAUUGGACUUGCGGAAGUGAAUGUUAAAGCAUUAUCUUCUCAACUAACUGCCUUGGUCGACAAGAAAGACAAAAAUAAGGAGCAGCUAGCUUUGCUUUCUGCUUAUUUGAGUGUUUUUUCUAUGCUAGAGGGUAAACAAAGAAAAACUUUUAUCAGAUGCCUGCGUUUUGGUGCCAGUGGAACGCACAUACUCAUUGUUCUUCUCAUUCGCCUUCAAACUCAACUGUGCAACGGGGAAUGCCCACUAGCCUAUGGUUGUUUGGAGGCCAAGCAGCCAAUGGGGGAUUGGUCCCCUCCCUAUCGAUUGGUCAGCUGUGCGGUGAAUGCUGUUCAAUCAUGUGUAGUGAAUUGUAGUAAAAACAGACGCCAAUUCAUCCAGCAUGGAGGGAUCCCAAUGUUAUUAAGCAUUUUAGAGUGGGUUCCCUCAGCAUUAGUUCAGCCAAUUCUUCGAUGCAUUUGCAGUAUUUGUGAGCAGGAAAACGUGGUAAAGAUGGAGCUAAUCACAUGGCGUGGUGUCAGACAGCAACUUGAUAUGCCUAUUGAUGAAUCACUUUUUGAUAACCACGAAGUGAAGGUAUCAACGAUGGCGGAGGAGUUGGUGCUGAGCAUGAAUAAUUAUCGGAUUGGAUGUCAAAAAAAUAUGCUACAUAUUGAAGAGUGGAGUCCUCUCACGGGGUUUGAUGACCUCAAUCUUCUCGUCUACCUCCUUUUGCGCUUUUUGGACUUUGGUAAAGACUUCGAUCUUGACGUUGGUGACCAAAUCACUAUGGUUGACAUUGAAAACUUCCCCAAUGCCAAGGAAGAUGAGGUAAUUCGACAGGUUCGGGGGGAGCUUAGAAGAUGCGGCAUCAAUCCAAUCAUUGAAGAUCAUGAGAAGUUGGAAAAAGCUGUCCAGAUGUCGAAGGCAAGAGUAGACCAAGUAACGCGAAACAAACUAGCUAUAAUUAAGAAGGCAACCGAGAAUGAUGCUUGCAGAGAAGCCGAAGCUUAUGCAAUGGCAAAGAACCCGCCUUCAGAUUUCUUACUUGAAUACCGUAGUGGCUCUGCCUUUGUCUCAUCACUAAAAGAAAUUCAUGCUCACAUGAAAUCUCUUGAAGAAUCGCUUACUUCUACCCUUCGCGAUUAUCACGAGAAUUUUCGUCCUGUUGCUGUUCAAAUCACUCAAAACGCUGUGGAGUUGCGUCGCCUUCAGAGCUCCAUUGAUCAUCUGAAUGUUAAACCACAAAUGGAGGGAGUGGAGAUCUCAGCAGAAGGUCUCCCGAUUCGCGGGACUCCUUCCAUGGUACAUUCACAAGCUGUAGAAGAACUAGAGGCUCUCCUUAAGCUAAAUAAUAGCUGUCAGCAUCUUCUCCGUCUCCAUAAUGGAUUGGAAGACCUUGGUGAACGAGUUAUUGAUCUCCUGCGUCGUUGCAGCCUUCGUAAUCGUGGAAAGCGUUUGAGUGCCACAAUGGAGGCCAAUAUUGAUGCUGACAGUGAUGAUGAAGAGGAUGACGACGAUCUGGACUUGGAAGAGGAUUACUUCGAUGAAUGGAAAUGUGAUUCGUCUGGGAGUUGUGGAAAUAUCGACGCCGAGGUUUCAGCAAUCGUGGCAUCGAUUAAAGAAGUAGAAAGUCAACUAGCAGUGGAUACAUUCUAUGCGAAGUCGGAAGUUGUGCUCUUUCAAUCCUUCCUACGAACUUGGUUGGAUCGAAAGCGACUGCUGCGGGAAUUUGUUGAUCAUUAUUGGUCGAACAUGGUACAGUUGAACUUCAAUCCGAAGGAUAAAUCGAUCAUUGGAAAGUUGGAAAUCCUCGGCACCACUGCUGAAUUGCAAAGUAUCAUUAGUUUGAUGAGCGCACUUCAUGAGGCUGAGAAGCGAAUUCGAGAUACUGGUGAUGGCAUUUGGAAGUUGCUCUUCGUUCCUUGGAUGAAGUUUGUCACCUCUGAAAGAAAUUCGACCUCUAAACACCUUAGAUUUAGAAUUAACGAAAGUACUGGCAAAGAUCCACAAGUCUUCUGGCACCUGGAGCUUAUUGAAGUGGACGGGAAAGAAGUGGAUGGGAUGACUUUUAUUUUUGACACCUGCCGUCAACUGAAGUCUACAAUGCGUGAUUUAUCAACUAAAUUUUUUGGCCUAUCAAUUGAUGGUAGUCAUCGUCUCAUUGAUGUAUGCGUGGCCGAAUCGAAGAUCUUUGAUAUGGAAAUGGCUAAAGGCCUUUUAGAGGGUUGCUUUCUCCCAAAUUUUCCCGAUGCACUUGCCUCUACCAAUGAUGAUACUGUGCAAUAUAACGAAGAUGACUUUUCCAAGGUGAUGAAUGGCUACCUUUCUGCUGGAAAGUUUGUCAGUAGCGAUUUAAUUUUGGCCACAAACGGAACAAUUUCUCCCCUCGUUACAGCUGCUCAGGAAUUGGGCUAUUUUCAGCAGGAUUCAGUGGAAUGUCUUUCAGAGUUCCUGAAAAAUCUUCCUCAUUUGACCGUUCAACGCCAGGACGAGGUUUAUGUUCAGACACUAAUGCGGAUUUUAAAAGAUGAUGCCAAUUUUGCACUUCUUAAGAAGGUUGGUGGGAGCACGACCAAACAGGUCGGGUCUGACGAUGGGAAGGAGAACAGCACUAGCGGAAUGACGGAAAGUCAACUAGAAGAGGUUGAACUGUCGAAACUCUUUCGCAAUGUUCAUCUUGAAUUCCCCGUCUGCCUCUUUUCCUACCAACAGGUCUCCAAAGCGGUAGUUCUUUUGCUCAGACAAGUGGAUCAGAUAAUUAAAGAUGCUGGUAUCUGUGACAAGGACCACAUUUUGAUCGUUUUGCGCCGAAUUCCGCAUCUCAUUCACCUUUACUCGCAUUGUGUGCCAACUUUACACGCGGAACGCAUGAAAAAUGACCUCAAGUUCGUGGCUAUAUACCACAACGAUUGCAUGUACCUCGCCCACCAAUGCUUGACCUUGGGUCGCCGCAAAAUCUAUCCCCUUGUCGAAUCAAGUGGCAGCGAAGAGAGUGACCUUCGCACUCUCGCAUCUAUCUCCACCCUUCAACUUGUUAGUCCUCUCCGAAGUUCGGCUACCUCUGCACUAUUGAACCGCCUCCGUGAAUCGAAGGUUCAGCUAGACGACCUAUUCAAAAGUUGCCGUGGCCUAAAGAAUUGCGCCAGUGAAGGCAGUGAGGCAUGCGAGAAGGCCGUUUUGGGUUGCAUCUCUCUCCUUCUUUCCAACUUUAAUGCGCUCAAUCUCCUCCCACUUACCGUCUGUUUACGUAUCAUGGGCGUCCUUUCCGAUGAGUUCGUGCGACUUCUCUGCAAUGCCGUGGUAGAACUGGAGGACAUAACCACGGUGGAGUGUUCCACGCUGCUGCGUUUGAUAGACUCAACUUUGAAAUCGGUAAAUUACUCCCCUACUUACAAAUUUAUAGCUGGCGUUAUACAGGGUCACAUAACUCAAAUGUUUGAAAGACACCUGGACGUCUUGUAUGUUCCAUCCAUAAGCGGUUCAUUUCCUGAAAAUUGUGAAAAGAAUGUGACCGUACUUUUGGAGCGACGUAUCCCUUCUUGGCAACGUCUUGUCAGUAUUCGUACCAUUUUGGCUGCUGCGUCAUUAGAAGAAAUCCGUUUCCUUGCCAUUCCACGUACCACCACUGCAACUUCGCUCCGUCUCUCCACUGAUGAGAUAUGCCGGCUGGUGCGUGCCCUCUUCCGUCCUUCUACUGUGCGUUCAACCCUCCUCCACGACUUGGCCGAUGGUGGUAAUGGAGGAGAUGGUUAUCGGUGA